Molecule: messenger RNA, 1999 nt
Organism: Tachyglossus aculeatus (Australian echidna)
Lineage: Eukaryota; Metazoa; Chordata; Mammalia; Monotremata; Tachyglossidae
Product: NXPE family member 3-like
Exons: 5
Coding region: 276-1889 (537 amino acids)
Source: RefSeq, a predicted model, not a curated record
AAUAUCAGUAGGAGUAGGAUCCGUGGAUGAAGAAAGUGAAAAAUGGCAACAUUCUGACUUCUUCCUUCUGCUCUGGCUUCUUGCACCUUGCCCUCCUUGCUCAAAGCUCAACCAAUGAAGAAGAUAUUUGGGGAUUCCAACUCUGCUUCUAGGAACAAUUUCUGAGAAUUUAGGGGAGAACUUGGACCUCUUCUUGUUUUGAGUCAGGAGUGAGAAGAGACAUUCAUCUUCUGACCAGCUAAGCAAACCGUGGUUCCUUUUUCCUGAUACCAGACAUGAGUACAGGCCCAGGGCUGAAUGUCUUGAAGGUUUUCUUGGGAUUCGGGGUGAUCUUCAUGACUGGGGUGAUCUGCCGGCUCUUUGUUUACCAGCCCUCCAUCCCUGCUCUCUGCCCUCCAAGACUCCAAGUGCUGUCCUCCGUCCCUUCCCCUCUCAAGCCCCUUCCCCCAGAACUCUCUAAUCUCAAGGACCUCCUCUACUGGCCUGACACCCCCGAUGUCCAGGGUGAUUUUGCUGCCUCCACUAGCCCCAAGACAUCCACCUUCCACCUCAAGGAGCCCCCCAGGCCUUAUUACGAACUGAAAGGGAAAUUGGAAGCUGUGCUGGUAGCCCGGGAUCACCACAGAAGGCCCAAAGCCCACGGCGGAGACCUUUUCCGGGCCCGACUGCACUCCCCGGGCCUAAAGGCCGGGGUCGCCGGGGUUGUGCAGGACUUGGAAAAUGGUACCUACCUGCUCUCCUUCCCCCUGCUCUGGGCUGGAGAAGCCCAAGUAGAGGUGAGGCUCAUCCACUCCAGCGAGGCGGUCGGAGUCCUGCGCCGGGUCUGGCUGGAAAACCAGGCCACGGUGGACUUCCGGGGCUACUACCGGGUGAACGGGCACAAGGAGACGGUGGUCUGCAACGUGAUACCCCCGCCGGGACCCGUUUGCCGCUACAGAAACCGGUUUUCGGGGGAGGACUGGUUCUGUGCACAACCCCGGGACCUUCCCUGCGAUGCCCUGGUGGGACAUUCCAGCGGCAGUUACCUGAAGGUGACCACAGCCCAUGAAGAGGAACUGCUUGGCCAGAAAGUGACAAACCAGGUCCUUCCUAAAGGAAUCCCCCCCAUCUUGGUAAACACGACUGUCGAGAACACCACUCUUGCUUUGCCCUCCCGCUCUCCUUGCACGCCUGGACUUCCCUCCCCGGUGCCAACAGGGUUCUACCAUAAGGACGUGUGGCAUUCUCAAGUCUGUAACGGACGCACCUUCCCUUCUGCUGACCUCAUCCUAGACUGUCUACAAAAGAAGAUUGUCCAUAUGAUGGGCGACUCUACCCUGCGACAGUGGUGGGAGUAUCUACGGGAGGUGGUACCCUCCCUGAAAGCCAUUGACCUCCACGUCCCGUACUCCACCGGACCCCUGCUGGCUAUAGAGCCCACCCGAGGUGUCGUCCUACAGUGGCGAGUUCACGGCUGGCCCGUCCGCACCGUCCAAACCCCCGUGGCUUCGCUCCACUCAAUGGUGCAAGAGCUGGAGGGGAUCGCCGGGGGACCGGACACUGUGGUCCUAUUUGGGCUCGGGGCCCACUUCACCACCUUCCCUCCCCAGAUCUUCGCUCAGCGGUUGGCCAGCCUCCACGCCACGGUAAAAUCCCUGCUGGCCCGCAGCCCUCAGACCCUGGUGGUGGUCAAAGUCGCCAACACCGGCUACAAGUCCGUGUACGGAAGCGACUGGUUCACCCUGCAGCUCAACCGGCUACUGAAGGCCACUUUCUCCGGCCUCCCGGUGGCCCUGUUGGAUGCUUGGGACAUGACGUCCUGUCACUACCUUCCGGACAACAUUCACCCGGGGCGGGUCAUCGUCCGCAACGAGGUGGACCUCUUCCUGUCUUUCGUCUGUCCCCGUUAGCUUCUUGUCACAGGGAAACAGCACUUUUUCCCCCAGAGGAUUCUGGAAAAACACAAUGAUGAAGUGGGAAGCAGCGUGGCCUGGGAAAGUAGCAUGAUCUAGCGGAUAGA